AUGAUCGAGAAAGCCAACAAAAACUUGAAUCCUAUACUGAACGAGAUAGUAAAAACACGUUUCUUUAGAUACUUCCGGGUGAACUUGUUUGCAGAGUGUCCAUUCUGGGUUGUCACCCAACUAUGUGGCCUUGAAGGAUGUGGAGUUUGUGAGUGUGAUGACAACGAGAUACCUCUUCCUUGGAGGAUAGAGGACCAUGGUGACAGCGAUCGAGUGGACUUAUCGCCCCCACCACCCGGCUUCACAAAGUGGAAGGACAAGAAGGAGGACAUGUGGGUCAUCCCAUAUGGAUCCGACACUGACACAAGCUAUGUCAAUCUUGGUGAAACACCAGAGUCCUACUCUGGAUAUGAUGGAAGCUCAGUGUGGGGAUCGAUCUACAACGAAAACUGCUUCACCCGACCUUUGGAGCAGAUGUGUUUUGAAGAGAGGGUCUUUUACAAGCUAAUAUCGGGACUACAUUCGUCCAUCACCACGCAUCUCUCCUAUUACUAUCAGAAGGACAAGAACACCAACGAGUGGUUACAUAAUCCAAAGAGGUUCAGAUCCUCAUUCGAGAAUCAUCCAGAUAGAAUUGACAAUCUCUAUUUCACACUCUUGUUUAUGAUGCGGGCUGUCAGUAAAAUCGAUGGUUUCUUGGCCAACUAUCAGUUCAACACUGGAAAUGAAGUGGAGGACAAACAAACCUACCAACUUGUACAGACUCUAUUGAAGCAACAAGUCACGUGCUUGCCAUCGUUCGACGAAACACUCCUUUUCAAAGACACAUAUGAUAAGCAAAACCUUAUCACUCAAUUCAAAGGACACUUCCAGAACAUCAGCUCCAUUUUGAACUGCGUCACUUGCGAGAAAUGCAAGCUCUAUGGCAAGAUGCAAACACUUGGAUUGGGUACAGCUCUGAAGAUUCUGUUUGAUGAAGACCAAAGUUCAUUGCAAAGGAACGAAAUCAUUGCACUGGUGAAUACAUUACGACAGCUUUCAAACUCUGUCAAAUGCAUUGGCAUCCUCUCGAGUGACAGCAACUUUGACUACCACCAUCAUGGUACACCACCAUCCAAGUCUGAGGAGGCCAUCCAAACAAACAACAACGACAAGGAAACGGACCAAUCAGUGCCCACAACUGGCAACAAAGAAGACAUCUGGUCUCAGCGAUGGAAACAACUGAUGCAGCAAUUCAAUCCAGUGGUGGACAAGAUCAAAGAGGAGAUUCAAAGAAGAGGUAUUACCACACAACAGAUGAUCUUGAUCAUAUCAGUGACCAUUCUGUCAAUACUCUUUAUUUAUAAUCCCUCCUACAAUCCACCAAAGAGAAAGAAGAAGAAGAAGAAAGCAACAACAUCAAGAACUAUCUCAUAA
This is a messenger RNA of Acytostelium subglobosum LB1, 1356 nucleotides long. RefSeq lists its product as hypothetical. The record is from RefSeq and is a predicted model, not a curated record. Gene Ontology annotation, cellular component: endoplasmic reticulum membrane; endoplasmic reticulum. The transcript has 5 exons. Gene Ontology annotation, molecular function: thiol oxidase activity; FAD binding; protein-disulfide reductase activity. Gene Ontology annotation, biological process: protein folding in endoplasmic reticulum. The coding region runs from base 1 to 1356 and encodes 451 amino acids. NCBI's taxonomy places the organism in Eukaryota, Evosea, Eumycetozoa, Acytosteliales, Acytosteliaceae.